AUGAUAAGAAACCCUAGAGAGAAGGCUCCGUCGACCAAACAAGAAGAAGAAGCUCCACCGGGCGAUGGGGACUCAGGAAGGGGGAGCUCCAGGCCAUGGCCGGCGGCGCUCAGGGAUACACGCGUGGUGAGAGGCUCUCGCGUCAACGGCGGCAAAGACCGGCACAGCAAGGUGACUACUGCGAGGGGCCUCCGAGACCGGCGAGUCCGGUUGUCGGUGCAGACGGCUAUUCAGCUCUACGAUCUCCAGGACAGGCUCGGUCUGAACCAACCCAGCAAGGCCGUUGACUGGCUUCUCGACGCCGCUCAGCACGAGAUCGACAAGCUCCCUCCUCUGCAAAUCCCCCUGGGAAGCUCCCUCCUUUACCACAAUCCUCCCAUUCCUGCCCAGUUCGCCAUGCCCGAGAAGGAAGAUCUCCAAAACCCCUAUCCAGGGUACUAUCUCAUGGAGCCACCGCUGCCGCCAAACGCGGCGGGUGGCAACGUGGCGGCUCAGGAAGAAGCCCAGUCAUUCUACCGGCACCCAUCUCUCCAGCCGACGGUGGCGCCACCGCCGUCCCUGCCGUUGUCGCUCUCUCACGGGUCUCAGCUCCUGCUAUCGAUGUUCUCGCCGUACCCUGCAGCUGCCGCCUCGUCGGAGUACGAUCCGAGGCACGUGAACGGCGGCUUCGAGAUGGGCUCCUCCUCAGGUUCACAGGGCUCCAAACACCACCGUUUUUGA
This is a messenger RNA of Spirodela intermedia, 720 nucleotides long. The record is from the annotation of a GenBank genome assembly. Lineage: Eukaryota; Viridiplantae; Streptophyta; Magnoliopsida; Alismatales; Araceae.